ACGAUUGCUCCCGCAGGUCAAGAUAAAGACGAGCUUUCUGUAGCUUCCACCAAAGAAGAAGAAGCCCAGAAGAACAUUCUUGUUCUCUUCUCAUCCCUCCUUUCCUUCCUCGACACCCCAUCUCUCCUCUUCCAGCUCAUAGUAGGAGCCCACAACCAGAAGAGGCAAGUGCCUAGGAGAAGCCGCGACGUUUUACGAACGCCCAGCAAAGCCAGAGUCCCCUCCUCCGCUCCUCUCCUCCCUUCAUCAGCAGUUCCUCCUCUCGAGACACCCCCCACCCCUCUCACAUACACCUCCCACCCCCCCACCCCCAUCUACGACACCAGGAUGGACCGCUCGGUGCAGGAGCUCUUCCUCAACUUCAUGAUCGUCUUAAUCACCGUCCUGCUGAUGUGGCUGCUGGUGAAAACCUACCAGGACUGAACCAUGGAGCAAAAUAAAUAAAUAAAAUCCGUGGCAGGAGGUUGAGACGGGAAAUGGCAGGAGGAGGAGGAGGAGGAGGGGUGGAAAGAUGGAGAUGGGGUAGAGGGAAGGCAGGUUGAUUCAGCGUGCCUUAUCUAGCCUGGUUAGUGCCAGACUUUGCCAUUGAACAAUAUCACAGACACUGCGUUGACAUCUUUUCAUUCGCACCGGAGGCUGUGUUCGUAAAACUGAUGAGAAUAGGAAGCAAGCAUCCACAUUAACUAGCAUGGUCAAGGGCUGCAGUAGUAUCUAAUCAAACUAGGGUAGAAAAAAAAAGUCAAAACAUGGCAGAAAGCUAAUCCAGAUUUGCCAUAAUGUUCCAGCCCCGCUUAAAUCACCGGCAGACCGGAUUUCGUAUCCUGCAAUACUUCAUGGAUACAGUGAAGGAAUGUGGUGAACCUGGAGUGGGAAAAUGAGAGUGGGUUUUUUUUUUUUUUAGCUGUGUCACCCUCUCCUGGGUCAUGUUAUGUUAUGUAAUCCAGUACAGCUCACCUCAUUUCCUCAUUCAACGAGGUUUGAAUGAAACAUGCCGUUUUAGUCUCGGUCUCCCUUCAUUAUGGAGCGUGUUGAAUGCUCCCGCAUACCAAGAGUGGAUGCAUCAACCACACUUGUUUUACUGACAGAGAAGAAAGUCAACAUCAACCACUUAGCAUUGCAUUAUGUUUACUUUUUGUUGCCAUA
Lampris incognitus (smalleye Pacific opah) is the source of this 1143-nucleotide messenger RNA. Its product is annotated as sarcolipin. Lineage: Eukaryota; Metazoa; Chordata; Actinopteri; Lampriformes; Lampridae. The record is from RefSeq and is a predicted model, not a curated record. The transcript has 2 exons. Bases 328 to 423 code for a protein of 31 amino acids. Gene Ontology annotation, cellular component: membrane. Gene Ontology annotation, molecular function: enzyme regulator activity.